Messenger RNA from Colossoma macropomum (tambaqui), 4596 nucleotides. RefSeq names its product myotubularin related protein 9 (gene mtmr9). Bases 100 to 1749 code for a protein of 549 amino acids. The transcript is spliced from 11 exons. The record is from RefSeq and is a predicted model, not a curated record. Lineage: Eukaryota; Metazoa; Chordata; Actinopteri; Characiformes; Serrasalmidae. Gene Ontology annotation, biological process: negative regulation of autophagy.
AACUGUAGGCGGCGACAUGGCACGAAUCUGCUCCGCCACCCGCGCUGUAAACAUCUGAAGAAGUGAAAAAUAAUAGGGAGAAGUGUCAGGUGGAGCAGAAUGGAGUUCGCUGAGCUGAUAAAGACCCCACGGGUAGAUGGUGUUGUUCUCCACCGUCCUUUCCUGCCCACAGUGGAAGGCACUCUGUGUCUGACCGGACAUCAUCUCAUCCUGUCCUCUCGGCAGGACAACACAGAGGAGCUCUGGCUGCUCCACUCCAACAUCGAUGCCAUUGAAAAGAGGUUUGUUGGAUCUCUUGGCACAAUUAUUGUGAAAUGCAAGGACCUGCGAAUUAUUCAGCUGGACAUCCCUGGCAUGGAGGAGUGCCUCAACAUCGCCAGUUCCAUUGAGGCGUUGUCCACACUUGACUCUGUCUCCCUGAUGUACCCUUUCUUCUACCGCCCCAUGUUUGAGGUCAUUGAGGAUGGGUGGCACUUGUUCUCUCCAGAGGAGGCCUUCAAAGAUCUGGAAUCAAUGACAGAUGAAUGGAGACUUAGUGAAGUGAAUAAAGACUUCACUGUCUGCCCCUCCUACCCAUCAUUGGUGACUGUACCCAAGGACAUAGAUGAUGACACUCUUUGCAAAGCUGCUGCAUUUCGCCAUGGUGGCCGCUUCCCAGUCCUUAGCUACUACCACAAGAAGAAUGGCAUGGUGAUGAUGCGAGCAGGGCAGCCACUUACUGGAACCAAUGGACGCCGCUGUAAGGAGGAUGAGAAACUGAUCAACGCUACACUCCGUGCAGGAAAACGGGGUUACAUCAUCGAUACACGCACUGUUGCUGUAGCACAACAUGCUAAGGCUCGUGGAGGCGGGUUUGAACAGGAGGCCAAUUACCCACAGUGGAGAAGAAUCCACAAGGCUAUUGAGAGGUCCAAUAUUCUACAAGAAAGUCUGAUUAAACUAGUGGAGGCCUGUAAUGAUCAGUCUAACAGCAUGGAUCGCUGGCUUAGCAAACUGGAGGCCUCCAACUGGCAGAGCCAUGUGAAAGAGAUCCUCACUACUGCCUGCCUGGCUGCUCAGUGCAUUGACAGAGAGGGUGCAUCAGUACUUGUCCAUGGGACAGAGGGCACUGACUCCACACUGCAGGUGACCUCUCUGGCCCAGAUCAUCUUGGAGCCAGCCUGCCGGACUAUCCGUGGCUUCCAAGCCCUGGUGGAGCGAGAGUGGCUCCAGGCAGGUCACCCGUUCCAGCAGCGCUCUGCGCAGUCUGCCUAUUCCAAUGGGAAGCCACGGAGCGAGGCCCCGGUGUUCUUGCUGUUCCUGGACUGUGUGUGGCAGAUUCUGCGCCAGUUCCCCUGCUCCUUCCAGUUCAAUGAGCACUUCCUGGUCACGCUUUUUGAACACGCCUAUGCAUCCCAGUUCGGCACGUUUCUGGGAAUCAGUGCCGCUGAAAGGGUGAAGCUGAAGUUGUCUCGGAAGACAGUGUCUCUGUGGUCGUGGGUGAACAGGCCUCAGGAGCUGGAGCGCUUCGUUAACCCACUGUAUGAGCCCAACAGCCUGGUGAUUUGGCCCUCUGUAGCCCCGCAGAGUCUGCUUUUGUGGGAGGGUGUCUUCCUACGCUGGAAUCGCUCCACCAAGUUUCUGGAUGAGGCUUAUGAGGAGAUGGUUCAUAUUAUUGAAUACAAUAAGGAGCUACAGAAUAAAGUAAACAGCCUAAGAAGACAGCUGGCUCAGCUGGAGACAGAGGACAGCCCUUUGCAGACUCCAUAAGACAUUCAGUUCCAUACUGAGAAAUUUCACAAGAGUGGUACUCUUUGAAGUUCCUCUUCAGCACUACUGAGAUUACUCUGUCUGAUUACUCCAUCUAAGCCUCUUCAGUCAUUACUUCUGCUUUCUUAGAAUCUCACUUUUUCCCAUGUGUUUCUCAGUUGCUGUAUUGCUUAUCUGUGGUCUUGUUUCACCUGUAGUUCUUGCCCUUGCAUUUGGCCUUCACUCUGCUGAGGCUAAUCGAUUAGUUCUGGUACUGUGCCACUGCAGUUGCUCUCUGACUAUCAAACAAAUCUGUACUUUAUACUAACACUAUUAUAUAUAUUCAUGCCUCUUGAGCACACUAAAUGUUAUUGCUUUAAAAAAAAUUAGCUGCUACUUGCUUGAUGUUUAGUGAGUAGCAGUGGUUAUAUAGGUGCCUGCACUAAACUGUGCCAUUGUUUCCACUUCCUGAGAGACAGUGUACAGUGUAACGAAAAGUCUUUUAAAAGGGAAAAGGUAUGACCUUGAGUUUGAGUAGGUAAUACGGACAUGCCUGUUACUUUUGCAGGCUGUGGUUCAAAAGCAGUGCAAUAUCACAAACUCUUCACUCUUGACUUGUUUAAGAAAAACACCAACCGCAACUAAUACAAACAUUGUUCUUUUCUCAGUGAGGAAUUCUCCCCAUACUGGUAUGUAGAACUUUGCUGAGCUCAGUAUGAACAUACAGCGUGCUCUGUUUGCUGCUGAUAUGCAAGUUAAACCCUGUUUAGAGUUAAAAAUCUAGGGCUCUCAAGUGGCACAGCUGGGUUGGCCCUAUCUUAGGGAGAUUGCAAAUUCAGUGUUCGGCGAUGGCUGUGAGUUCUCUGGGUGGGUAGGAUGGCCUUGCUCUUUCUGGGUGGGUAGGAUAGUCCUCCCCCUCUCCCCAUCAAUCAGCGUGAUACAAGCUGACACAGGCAUCUGUUAUCUGACAUAACAGAAUUGGCAGUUAGCAUUCUCCUCCAAGUGUGUUGAACUGUCUAAUGAUUUUACAUUAGCAGCAGUUUGAAAAGAUAUGGUGGUAGCUACAUAUGACAUGGAGGGAGCACAUGCUAGAGUUGACCCUCCCCUCCCACUGCUAAAAUAUGUUGUACAAACUAAGCAAAAUACUUUGUUUUGUAUUAAUAAUAGACAGAAUUUCUGUACUAGGUUGCAAUUUUUAGGCAGCAUAAAAUCAAAUGGCUGUUCUCUCUUGUCAACUGAUCAAGAAACAAUAAGUAAAAUAUCUAAUUUAACUCAAAUAUAUCUUUCAAUCUUUCUGACUUUAGCUGGAGUGUGACAGUACGGAAGAGAAAAACCUUCCAAUUGUCUUGUUUUCUAUAGGCCAGAUGACAUCAUGUCAGUGUGACAGUGGUGAUCUACUAGUAGACGUACACUGUUUCAAGGCAUACAUGUCUUAAUAGUCAAGGUUCCCUUUACAAAGAGAAUCUAAUAAUAUGUAGUUUAAUUUUAAUUUUAAUGUGUAUCUGUGCGUAGGAUGCCUCAUUUUAGUACAAGUUGGUUAUGAGGUUUUGCUCAGUGUUUCUAUACAGUGUCUCUCAUUCUGGAAUGACUUUAACCUACAAAAGGUUGAUUAUAGCCUUUUUGAAUGUGUAUAUGCUGUGUACAGAAUACUUUCCUUCUCUCUAUCUAGAAUAUGAAGCAGAAUUAAAAACUGUACUUUGAUGCUGAUGGAAGGUAUACAUGAAGACUCAUUCUAAAUAUGCCACCAAGCCCAGAAAAUCAGCACUGUUCUCAUGAAACAAAUGUUACUAUGUUCUCAUCCUUUCUUAUCACGUAGCUGUGCAUUCACUCAGAUAGAUCCUUUAGUUCAAGACCAAGUAAUGGGUUUAUCUGUAGUAGGGUAAAGCAGGCUUUUGGAUCCAUAUAUUUCACAUUUACACAUUCUGCAGGCCUGUAUUUCAGUGUUUUCUCUGGUGUUUUGUAGUUGCAUUAUUGACAAACAGCAUACGUUUACAUUCUUGAAUGUGUCCAAGUACAUUUUGGAUGUUAAGCAUAAACUGACUGGUCUGAAUACCUAGUAGGGUGAGGUUCCCAAAAGUGUAAAUGAUGCUACAUGAAUGAUUGUUCUGUGUGGUAAUCUUGGUUUAACAAAGGUUUAUUAGAAUUGUUCUGAGAAACCCCUUAAAGCCUCGAAGUUUGUUUUAAAUAUAGCGCUGGUCGGUCGUAGGGACGGUGUUUGUGUAUGUAUUCUGUGCUUAUUUAAACAUAUUAGUUGCACAGACUAAAUUAAGUAAGGGACCCUCAAACUAAGGAUCCAAGUAAACUGCAUUUAUUCAGGCUGUUUUCCUUAUACCCUACAAGUUAAGGGUCCUUGCUGUCACUUUUCAUAUUUUCAGUAAGUAUGAAAAGCCUCAUCGUGUGGCACUACAUUUCCUCAUUAAAUUGACUAUAGACUUUUUUUUAAAUCCCUACAGAGUAAGCAUAUGGAUUGACUCUUUAUUGAUAGUAUUUUAGAUGUAAUUAAUGAGAAUGGCACCCAAGAAAGCAUGUUAACCAAAUAUUAUGUACUGUAUGUGUGCACUGUUUGCUCAAAAUAUCCUUUAUUUCAAGUAGUCAAUCCUUUAAGCAUUCCUGACAGACGUGCCAUUUGUCACUUUAUGAUUAUCUUAGAUAUCUCUGUGUGAUGCUUUUCUGAGAAAGUGAAAUCUGCUUUUUUGUACCUUUUUUCAUUGUUUUUAUUUGUCUAAAACAUAAUGCAGAUUAUAUAGAUUUUUUUAAUAUCAUUUUGAAGUUAUGUUUUGAUUUUGUUCUGUGGGCAUUAAAAGUGAAUGUUGUGUUCAUGCACACUUUACUUCAACAGUCCGUUAAUAAAAACCAGUUAUAACAUCA